UUCAUUGGUCAGUGAGGAGGAAAUAACCGGAUGUGGGGCUGUAGCUUGACUAGCUAAGUCCCGAAACGGGAAAACUCUAAAAUGUUUAAAUUAUAUAAAAAAAAUAUGUCUCUAAUUCAGUAUUCAUCGACGUUUCAAUGGAAUAUCGUUCCGACGCGUUGUAUUUGGACUGCUGUGAUUUCUAUGGCCGAAAUUCGUCUACAAAAUGUAAUUAGUCGUCAUUAGCAAAGAGAAUAGACCGUUAGCCACCGUGGAGCUAACGUAAGGACAAAAGCAUGUUGUUUUUUGUCACUGUAUUGCUAAAACGAAAUUUCGGUGGCACGUAAUUACAGCAACGAUAUAAGAACAACGCAGGUUGACACAACACACAACGUCGCAUAUAACACAUAUGCGACAAGCUGGAGUGUAGGCCGCUUUAAGAUUGUAUCUACGGUCAUUAUAACAUGAAAGACGUUUCCAAAGUUUCCAUCGUUGAGGCUUUUAUUAAAAGUUCGUGGUUAAGUUCCUCAGGACAAUUCCACCAUCCAUCCUCUGGGGAUGACCGCAUCCUUUGUGGACAUCUCUGACCUUGUCCAUCUGAGCACCGAGAUACUGAGGACAGUUACGGAGGGGACAGCUUCUCAUCAAGUUUCAGGUUGCAGAAAAAAAGCACAUGGUUGAAACCUUGACCUACUAGAACAAGGUUAGUCGCUAGAAUUGUGAAGAGGAGAAUCCAGAGUGGGGCAAGGAUGUCUGAGACCAUGAAGGUGGAAGCAGACGACCCGGGAGGACUGAGUUCAGUGUCCUCCAUACCUGCAGCAUCCUCAUCAGAACUGGAGCAGAAACAAGACAGCAAAGAUCUCAUCCGUCAGAUGUUGGUGAUUAAAGUGGUUCCCAGUGACUGGAGUCCCAAUUUGGAUGAACAGGACCCAGAGCCCCCCAGCAUAAAAGAGGAAGAGGAGGAACUGUGGAUCUGUCAGGAGGAAGAGCAUCUUAAUAUGAAGAUUGAAGAUGAAGGGAAACCUCACUUUUCAGCGCUUCACCAAAUCAAAACCGAAGACGACAGAGAAACUGAGGCGCCAAUCAGCAGCUCAACUAAACAGCUAAAGAUAGAAUCUAAAGGAGAAGACUAUGGAGGCCCAGAAAGGGACAAAAACACAUAUCCAGUAUGUUCCUACCAACAUAAGAAGAUUACUGUUAACAGAAGAGGUAAAUCCUCUAAACUGUGUUCCAAACGUGUGGCUCAGAUGGGAUUACAUACUGGAGAGAAACCAUUUGGUUGCAAUACGUGCGGCAAAAGAUUCAAACGUCAGACCCACGUUAAACUCCACAUGAAUAUUCACAUUGAAAAAAGAGAACAUAACUGUGGGCUUUGUGGUAAAGGAUUUAAAGCAAAGCAUUUUCUUCAGACUCACAUGAGACUCCACACUGGGGAGAGACCAUUUCCUUGCAGUGAUUGUGGUAGAAGGUUCCAUUCUAAGACAGUUCUUAAAAGUCACAUGGAGGUGCACUCUGGAGAAAAGGCUUUUUCCUGCGAUGUUUGUGGUUCCAGAUUUAAAAGGAAGGAAACUCUUAAGAAGCACUUGUGGAUCCACACCACAGAGAAACAGUUUGUUUGUAAUCUUUGCAGUAAAGGGUUUUCACAACAAAAUGGUCUAAGGAUUCACAUGCGUGCUCACAGCGGGCAGAAACUCUUUAUCUGUAGUGUUUGUAGUAAAGGAUUUUCAGAACAAGAGACUCUGAAGAGACACAUGCGUGUUCACACAGGAGAGAAACCGUUUAUCUGUAGUUUCUGCUGCAAAGGAUUUUCACAACAAAUCCAUCUUAAGAGACACCUGCAUGUUCACACGGGAGAGAAGCAGUAUAUUUGUGGUCUUUGUAAUAAAGAGUUUUCACAACAACAUCAUCUGAAAAACCACAUGGAGGUCCACUCUGCAUCAUUCAGCUGUAACAGUUGUAGUAAACGUUUUGUGAAAGAAAUCCAGUUAAUCCGACACGUGAGAGUCCAUUCAGAAGAAAGGCCGUUUGGCUGUGACGUCUGUCAGAGCAGAUUUAAUCAAAAAUGUCAGCUUCAAAAUCACAUGAGGGUCCAUUCAGGAGAGAGACCGUUUGUUUGUGAUGUUUGCGGUAAAGGGUUUUCACAACAAGGAAAUCUGAAGAGGCACAUGGUUGUUCACAAGUGCUGCGACUAAGGGCUAUUUUGGUAGUUCUGUGAUAUCCCAAGAUUUUUAAUGUUUUCUGAAACUUUAUUUUGUCUGCAAACCUGUGAAUGCCAUGAUACCUACUUUUUCAUAAACUGGGCAAGACAUUUAACCCUCAUUGCCUGCUAGCAGUGAUCAGAGGGCCCUGUGGCGCCGAGUAUGGCAGCCUCGCUUCUGUCAGUCUGUGGCUACAAAUGUAGUUUACCAUUCAUCAGUGUGUGAAUGUGUGUGUGAAUGGCUGAAUGUAGAGUGAACCACUUUGGGGUCCUCAGGGCUUGAUUAAAAAAAACCCGCUAUACAAGUACAUGCCACUUACCAUUAUUUUAAUUUAUUAGACUAUAUAUUUUUUCUUUUUGCAUAAUAAAAAAAAUAUUUGCACUUGUAAGUACAGAUUGUGUGUAUGUCAUUCUUUUGGCAUUACGAAAUAAAUGUUCACGUAUUUCGAAAUAAAAAAAUCAAGAGUUUUAAGCAUGUCUAUUAAAAAAAUAAAAUGUGCCCCGGUUUCAUCAUGAGUAAAUCUCUAAAACAAUUAGUCUCUUUUACCCUUUUAAUAAAAUCUGCUUUUUUCAUUUAUCAUGCAGUUGAUCUGUAUUUAUUAGCUCUAUAUAUUAAUAGUCUGAUAUUAAAUUGUAUUUAUA
Messenger RNA from Fundulus heteroclitus (mummichog), 2818 nucleotides. Its product is annotated as zinc finger protein OZF. The record is from RefSeq and is a predicted model, not a curated record. The coding region runs from base 729 to 2171 and encodes 480 amino acids. Gene Ontology annotation, molecular function: RNA polymerase II cis-regulatory region sequence-specific DNA binding; DNA-binding transcription activator activity, RNA polymerase II-specific. Gene Ontology annotation, cellular component: transcription regulator complex; nucleus. The transcript is spliced from 3 exons. NCBI's taxonomy places the organism in Eukaryota, Metazoa, Chordata, Actinopteri, Cyprinodontiformes, Fundulidae. Gene Ontology annotation, biological process: regulation of transcription by RNA polymerase II.